AUGCGUUUCUCCUUCCCCCUCAUAUCUGCCGUAGCUGCGGCGUUGGUUGGAGUCACAUCUGCGGCGGUUCACGAUGAAACCUUCAUCCCAGAUGCCGUCCUCCGCGUUACGGAACAGGACGCACAGCAGCCUUGCGUGCCAUAUAAAGCGGUUGUGCUAGUCAAUGGCACCACUCCAGGACCCGUCCUCCGAUUCACGGAAGGCGAGACUGUUUGGAUCCGAGUUUACAAUGAUAUCGAGACUCAGAACUUGACCAUGCAUUGGCAUGGCCUCACAAUGGCAACAGCCCCUUUCUCUGAUGGCACUCCGUCAGCUGCUCAAUGGCCCAUUCCUCCAAACCACUUUUUUGAUUAUGAACUUAAUGUGCCCAUGGGUUAUGCCGGAACAUACUUUUACCAUUCGCACGUCGGUUUGCAGGCUACCUCUUGCACGGGCCCCUUGAUUAUCGAAGACCAUGAUGCCCGCCCCUACGACUACGAGGAUGACCGCAUCCUCAUGGUCCAAGACGUCUUCCCGAAUACCGAAUAUAUCGAGGCGGCAUUGCUGGCCGUCCCUAUGGAGUAUGAGAGGGCCCAAGAAAUGGUGCUUAUUAAUGGGAAAGGAGGUGGUUUGACGUCUGAGGGCACGACAUGCAGCUCUCCGGUGACGGUCAUCAACGUCGAGCAUGGAAAGACUUACCGUUUCAGACUUAUUGGGGGGACUGGUUUAUCAAUUAACAUUAUCGGUAUUGAGGCGCAUCCUAUGUUACAGGUAAUCGAAGCCGACGGAGCCUACACGGAAAUGUACCCCACCUCAUUUAUGCAAGUCAGCCCAGGCCAACGGUUCAGUUUCCUCCUCCAAACUCUUAGGAAUCCAGACAAGGAGCAAUAUUGGAUACAGCUAGAGACCCGCGACUUCGGAGGACUUACACGCUCGUACGCAGUUCUCAACUACGGCCCUGAAAUUAAUGAUUCGGUUACCUCUAUCUAUCCACCAGCGGAUCCAACCCCCAUUACCUUACCGCAGACAGACACUACUUGGUUAGAGUACACGCUCCGCCCCUUCAACGACUCGCGAUACCCAACCGCAUCUAUGAAUGCAAUGGAUUACCCAACAGCUGCGGAAGUAACCCGUAGAGUUAAAAUCACAUCUCAUCUUCAUAUUAGCAGCGGCGGUGGCCUGCUUUAUACACUGAAUGGCUACACCUGGAAUGAAGAGACUCCGCCGGAGCCUUAUCUUGUCUCUCUCUAUAAAGAUGGCGGCUCAGAUUGGCCGUCUAUGGAAGUCGCUCUCCAACAUGAGGGUAUAGACCCCAACGCCCAUGCUUUCCCGGCGCUCAUUGGAGAGGUGCUCGAGAUCGUCGUUCAGGGCACGGGGUCUGACGGUGGCGGAACGGAAACCCACCCAUGGCACGCUCAUGGAGCUCAUUACUGGGAUUUGGGUGCCGGUGAGGGUAUAUACAAUGCCACCUUGAAUGAAGAGCUGUGGGCACAGUCCGGGGCACAUCCAAUCCGGAGAGAUACCACAAAUCUCUACAGAUACAGCGGAAAUGCGGCAAAUGGCACGCUCUCGGCAUGGAGGGCCUGGAGACUCAGGAUCACGGAGCCAGGUGUUUGGAUGAUUCACUGCCAUCUUUUACCUCACAUGGUGUGGGGUAUGCAGACUGUUUGGGUUAUGGGCAAUCAGACUGAAGUGCUUGGAAUGAUUGAUAGGCCCGGUGUGGAAGGAUAUAUUACAUAUGGAGGGAGCGUCGUCGGGAAUGAGACACAUCCACCUGAGGUCGUCGACUGGUUCCCUCUCUCCGAGUGGGAAGACGGUCAAAUCCCCCCUCAGUGA
Messenger RNA from Penicillium oxalicum, 1815 nucleotides. RefSeq names its product Multicopper oxidase aurL2. The transcript is spliced from 6 exons. NCBI's taxonomy places the organism in Eukaryota, Fungi, Ascomycota, Eurotiomycetes, Eurotiales, Aspergillaceae. The record is from RefSeq and is a predicted model, not a curated record. Gene Ontology annotation, molecular function: oxidoreductase activity; copper ion binding. Bases 1 to 1815 code for a protein of 604 amino acids.